AUGGAGCGGCUGUAUCAAUGCUCCCAGUGCGGGACAGGCUUCCGGUGGCAACUCCAUUUGAAGAGGCACCAGAAGAUCCACACGGGAGAGAAACCUCACGAAUGCCCGGACUGCGGGAAAAGCUUUUCCCGGAGAGAUACGUUAGUCAAUCACCGGAGGACCCACACAGGGGAGAAGCCGUAUGAAUGCCCCGAUUGCAGGAGAAACUUCAACCACCCGUGCAACUUAAUUGAACACCAGAAGACGCACACAGGGGAGAAACCGCACGAAUGUCCCAAGUGUGGGAAAAACUUCUCCCGGCGGGAUACGCUGAUCAAGCAUCAGAGAACCCACACAGGGGAGAAGCCUUAUGAAUGCCCCGAGUGUGGGAAAAGUUUCCACCAUCCUUGCAGGUUGAUUGACCACCAGAAGAUUCACACGGGAGAGAAGCCUCACGAAUGCCCUGAGUGCGGGAAGAACUUUUCUCGGCGAGAUACGCUGAUCAAACACCAAAGGACCCACAUGGAGGAGAAACCUUAUGAAUGCCCUGAGUGUGGGAAAAGCUUCAUUCAGAAGAAGGCAUUCAUCAGACACCAGAUAAUUCAUUUAGGGAAUACGUCCAGCUAAUAUUCUUGAAAAGUGCCACAUUCCACAGAAAAAAAAGGGAGAAGUGUUGGUUACAUCCUGAUUUGCAGUGGAGAAGCCAAACCUUAUCUACGUCACAAGACAUAGGCGGAUGACAACAGAGAAACCUAGGAAAAACAGGCUGAAAUAAAUAAAUUGAUUCAGCAGGAAGUUUAAAGUAAUAUUUGAUUAAAAAUAGAAAUUGGACCCAUACUUUCAGUUAUCACAAAAAUAUUUUUAAAAAGGAGGAGAAACAGUUGGCGUCAUAGGUAUUAAUUUAGAAGAUAUAGAUGAUCCGAUUAGAAAAAUAAUGUGCACCCUGGUGGUUGAUAACAAAAUGGAUGGUGUUUUGUUGAUGAAUAGCUAUUAUUUCUAAUAGCAAGACUCCACCCCAGGUUAAUUAGUUAAGUCCCCAAAUGUUCUAGACUCCAUUACGAAACAUCUUGGCUUGAUGGUGCAGAACGAAGGCCAGGGACCCAUCACAAGGGCAGCCACAGACCCACACUGACAACAACAGCUACCAAUGACUCACGCUGUAUUAUACAGAUGUGGAAGUGUGAACUCCACA
This is a messenger RNA of Podarcis raffonei (Aeolian wall lizard), 1171 nucleotides long. RefSeq names its product zinc finger protein 883-like. Gene Ontology annotation, molecular function: DNA-binding transcription factor activity, RNA polymerase II-specific; RNA polymerase II cis-regulatory region sequence-specific DNA binding. The record is from RefSeq and is a predicted model, not a curated record. Gene Ontology annotation, biological process: regulation of transcription by RNA polymerase II. The coding region runs from base 1 to 606 and encodes 201 amino acids. NCBI's taxonomy places the organism in Eukaryota, Metazoa, Chordata, Lepidosauria, Squamata, Lacertidae. The transcript has 2 exons.